AUGUCGUACACUCGGCGUCUUGAUUCGGAUCAACUCAGAAAUCUAAGUCUUUGGCUUAAGGACCAGCGUAUCGAUCUGAAUGUGAAUAAACGACGCGAACUCUCCGAUGUCCUACCAGUGGCUGCAAUUGUCAAGAAGUUCCACAACCGUCUGGUGGACCUUAACCCCUACACACCCUCUCGGAACGGUUUGGCUCUCAAGUUAAAGAAUUGGGAGGUUUUUAACCUGAAGGUUCUUAAGAAACUGCACAUACAAUUGUUAGAAGCAGAAAUAAAGGAUCUUGCCCAAGGCAAAAUAGGAGCGAUAGAGUUGCUGUUCUACGCCCUUUUCGUAGCAGACACCAACGCCAAGGCACCCAAGAAAGCGAAAGAGCCGCCUAAGAAAUCCAGCAAGUCCAUGAAGGAAUGUAAAGAAUCUUUGCAAAUUCCCAAUGAAACGUUACAGAGGCCGAACGAAUCUUUGCAAAGACCAAACGAAUCGCUGAAGAGCACCCGCGAGUGGUUGAAGUCAAGGGCACUGACCUUUAACCAUAUGUCAAGGCCUGCUCCAAUCCUGGCAUUGUCCGAGAUGCUAAUCGUUGACGCGGGACAAACGAUCAACGGAAAAAAACUGGAGCAACCUUUCAAAGUUGUACCUUACGACAUUUACGAGAAGGCCAUGCGCAAAAGCUCGGCAAAGGACGCAUUUAUUAGCAGACUAGAGGAGAAAUCAAAAUAUCUGGAAGACAUUAUUGCUUUAAAGGAUAACCGUAUAAACCUUAUAAUGACCCAGACGUACAAACUGUCGGCGACAUUAAUGUACUUGCAUUCAAAUCGUAAACCAAAUAUGGACCAACUUUUGUAG
Molecule: messenger RNA, 843 nt
Organism: Drosophila guanche
Lineage: Eukaryota; Metazoa; Arthropoda; Insecta; Diptera; Drosophilidae
Exons: 1
Coding region: 1-843 (280 amino acids)
Source: RefSeq, a predicted model, not a curated record